Molecule: messenger RNA, 1506 nt
Organism: Trypanosoma theileri
Lineage: Eukaryota; Euglenozoa; Kinetoplastea; Trypanosomatida; Trypanosomatidae
Product: glycogen synthase kinase-3 alpha
Exons: 1
Coding region: 1-1506 (501 amino acids)
Biological process (GO): signal transduction; negative regulation of canonical Wnt signaling pathway; protein phosphorylation
Cellular component (GO): axon; nucleus; cytosol
Molecular function (GO): protein serine/threonine kinase activity; ATP binding
Source: RefSeq, a predicted model, not a curated record
AUGAUAAAAACUGCAAAAAGUGUACCUCUCGCUCCAUUUACAGGAGGAUCUCAGAAACCACCUGAGUCUUCAAAAAAGGAGGGUAUUACGAGUAGUUGCUCUAUUGCAGAUAUUCAAACAACAUAUGAACUUCUUCAUGUUCUUGGGCGAGGAUCGUUCGGUGUUGUUUCAUUAGCAAGAGUGCGGAAAACUGGUAAAACUGUUGCUAUAAAGAAAGUUCUCUUUGACAGCCGUUUACAUCCACGUGAGCUGGUGAUCCUGCGUGACCAUCUUGGACCAGCUGCCCAACACAGUGGAGUUUCUAAUUUAAGUAACAGUAAUACCAGCCGCAAUAGAGAUGAAGGCGAAAAUGCGAAUAUGAAUAAUGUAUCUACAGAAGGGAAAUCUAUCUCAGUGGAGGAUGCUACGGCUAUUCCAACUAUAGUUCCUUAUCACCCAGGCAUAGUUCAACUGUUGGAUCAUUUUUAUGCUUGUGGAGCAAAUGGGGAACAAUACCUAUAUAUUGUAAUGGAUUACAUACCAUCGGAUAUGUAUCGUUUACAAUAUAUGUAUAUACAACAAAAACGGCAACAAAUGCCACUCAUUCUCGUUAAGGUUGCCAUGUUUCAGCUUGCACGAGCUUUGGUGUUCCUUCAUACACGUGGUAUGUGCCAUCGUGAUAUUAAACCAAGUAAUUUAUUGAUUGAUCCAGAAACAGGAGUUGUAAAAUUGUGCGAUUUUGGCGCUGCAAAGGUGAUGCAAUCAUUAGACUUUAAAGGUCCAAGAGAAAAGAAUGUACCGUAUAUUUGUUCCCGUUAUUACCGUGCUCCAGAGCUUUUGCUUGGUUCACUCUAUUACCACUUUCAUGUAGAUAUGUGGGCAUUUGGAUGUGUACUGGCGGAGUUUCUCUGUGGAGAGGUACUUUUUAAAGGUAGUACGACUGUUGAUCAGAUGGCUGAGAUUUUUAAGGUUCUCGGUGCACCAUCACGGCAAGAACUUCUUACGCUUAACCCACAAAGUGCAGAAGCGCUCACUUUGGCGUGUAGAUCAUGGUGUGAUUCCUCACCUGCGCCAAAUACUUCAAUGAGUACAACUGCUCCUCCUCCUCCUCCUGGUGCUGGUGGUGCUGCUGCUGCUGCUGCUGCUGCUAGUACGACGAGUACAACUGCUGGUAGUGAUUAUUUUCAACGAUAUCAAGCUCUACAAAUAAAAGCGCUACAAUGGCAAAAUGUGCUUCCACCCAAUACACCAGCAUCAGCAGUUUCACUGGUUGGUGAACUAUUACGGUAUACACCAACAGAGCGUUUAUCUGCUAUAGAAGUGGUACAGCAUCCAUUCUUUGAUGAGUUGUUCACAGAUGAUGCACGUCUUCCUAAUGGUGCGGCACUACCAGUGAGUAUGUUUCAAGUAACAAGUGAAGAGAGUGAACUGUUUCCUUUAUGGCUUUUAGAGCGCAUGGGAAGUGCAGAAAUAUUGGCUAAACAAUUGGCUACAGAGACUAGCAAAGAGGAGGUACCGAAACAAUAA